Molecule: messenger RNA, 2874 nt
Organism: Didymodactylos carnosus
Lineage: Eukaryota; Metazoa; Rotifera; Eurotatoria; Philodinida; Philodinidae
Source: the annotation of a GenBank genome assembly
AUGUUAUAUAAGCAAGAUACAAAUCAUAAAGACAAAAAACCAUCAAAAAAUGAAGAUGGACAGAAUGAAGAGAAACAACAAGAUAAUAAAUUAUUAUCGUCAUUAGAUGAAGAAAAACGUCGAUCUCAACAGCAACAACAGAAAUUACCACAAUUAAAACAAAAUAACGGUAUAGAUGGAGAUGAUUUUAAAAUACGCGAAGGUGACCAACAAUAUUUGACAAAUUUUCAACGACAAAAAGCAAAUUAUUUCUUCGAAGUUAACUUGGAUAUCGAAAACAAAAAAUAUUUGACAUGGGAAGAUGUAGAGUUUUAUCUAUUGUAUCAUCUGACAAUUGCCAAUAAAGAAGGAGUUGGUAAUUUGGAACAAGAUUUGUCUCGUAAAACACGUGAAUUAUGGGCGUUUAUUCAUAAUACUUAUCCAAAUGCCGAUCAACAAGUGCUGACUUUAUCUCAAUUCUUAGACACUUGGGGAGCAUUAUCCGAAUAUAUCGUAAAAUAUAAUCAAGUACCGAAAUCGUUUGAAGAAUGGUUUAAGUUAGGAUUUGAUUUAUAUGAUUUUGAUGGUCGUAAUGAGAUUCCUCCAGUAUCAUUUCAAAAAUUGUACAAAAAAAUGAACUUAGAUUUACGAUAUGCAAUGUUUGCUCAUAAAUUUUUGACAGAGAGUGGCGCGAAGCCAUUGGAUUUUGAACGUAUAUUAGGCACAAUAAAAGCGUUAAUAACAUCAUCUGAUGACGAACAUUAUAGUCACUUUCUAUUGCCAGGAUUUUUUAAACAAAUCAAGUCGCCAAACGCUCAAAAGAAUAAGAAAUCAGACAAUAUUGAAACUAAAAAUGGCGACGAAAAAAUAUCGAAAGACUCAUCAGUUCAACCAGGUAGCGAGAGAAAAUCAAGUAAAAAGCAUCAGCAACAAAAUGGUCAAAGUUCACUAAGAGGUCAACAAAAUGCUCCCUUCUUUAUUAAUCCUAUGUUUGGUAGACCAGCCGGUUUCAUGCCUCAAGGUUUCCGUUCACAACAUCAAUAUGACAGUGUUACGUCUCCAACUUUACAAAAACAACAAUCGAGAAAAGAGAGUCAACAACAAAUUCAAGGUCAAGAGAUUCUUCCACAACGUUCGCCUCAAAAAGAUAAUGGAGCUUCAUUUCCUGAUAUAGGUAAUUAUCAAAUUCUUACUCCCAUCAGUAGUGAGCCUAUUGCUGAUGAUGAUGAAUAUAUUCGAACUGUUUUGCGUGAAUUGAAUAUCGACAUUAGCGAAGUUGAAAUUAUCGAUGGUAAUAAUCAACGACGUAUUUUGUCGGAUAAAAAUAAUGAAAUCAAUGAACAAGGACCAUAUCGACAACCUUCGAAUGUUUAUCCAAAUUUACGACAAAUACCACCAAUACAGCAGCAACGAAGACAUGAUUAUCCAUCAAAUGGUAAACAUCAAGAACAGAGCCAAUUACUGACAGAUGGCUUGGCUGCUAUUAUUCAAGCUCACGAGCAUCCCGAUCAAAAGCAUACUCAACAAAAAGUGCAACAACACUCUUCUCAACAGCAAGCCUUAUCAAAGCCUCGCACAUUUUUCUCUCAGCAACGACCGCAACAACCUCCAAGUACCCCGUAUUCUCAACCACCGUUUUCCUACUUAUCGCAAGGCCAACAACGCCCACAUCAAUUUCAACCUCAACAGCGCGUUCCUUUGGAACCGACAAAACCGUUUGCUGAACAACAACGAUCAACAGGAAUUCGUCAAGUUUAUCCUCCGUUUGAGCAUCAACAAAGACCAUCGAGAUCUGAAAAUAUUUCCCAAAAUCAAUAUCAGAUAAAUAUACCACAAUUGUUUCCUCGUCAACGCCAAGAAUCGAACCAGUAUUUGGGCGAGCAAAGAUCAGGAUUAUUCACGAAUAAAAAAGAACAGAAAACAAAAACGGAGGAUACAUCUCCAAAUCGGCAUGAUCGUAGUAAUAAUAGCAGCAAUCACUGGCCACAGUCGACCUCGACGAAUAGGAAAGAUCAGCAUCCGCCAACUGUAAAAAGUCCUCAACAGCAAGAAAAUGAUAAAUCAAGUCCAACAGCUUCAAUUAACUUGUCUACCGAAGAUGUUACCAACACUAAUCAGCAGCAAACACCUUCUGCUUCAGCAAAAAAAGCUGAUGAUAACAAAAAACCAAAUGAAUUAAUCACGCCUAAAGAAGAAGAUGAAUGUAUCAGUAAGAUUCUUCGACAAGUGACACCGUUCGUUGAGAAAUUAGUCCGUGAUGAAGUGAGAAAAACGAUCACCAAAGGAAAUAGAGGGGGUGCAUCGACUGAUAGCGACGAUGAUGAAGAGAUGAUUAUGGCUAGCGAUGGAGCGUUCUUUGAUGCAAAUCCAUUUCAAUUCUUGUUUGGUGGUGGAGGACCUUUCAUGCAUCCAAGAAAUGGGGGUCGAGGAAUGUUUCCCUCUCAAGGUCAAGAUCAAAAUUCACAACCACCCCAGAAACAACAACAGCAGUCGAGAAGAAGACCAACUGAUCCAUUUCAGAGUAAUCCAAAAGAGUUUCUAAGAGAAGAAAAUUUUUCCAAUGAUCAACCGUUUCAAGGUGGACCCCAAAAUGACGAGGAGCCAACGCUGAAGAAUACUGAUCGCUAUGAUAUAAGUGACCCAAUGUUCUAUACAGGCGAUUCGUUUGGCAUGGGCCCUUCGCCAUUUAUGCAUCCGGUGUUUAUGUCAAUGAUGGGUGCACCGAUGUUCAGUGGACCUGGAAUGGGAGUGAACGGAAAUUCAUCAGGUGUGAGACCGCAAGGACCAAGAAUGGGCAGUGGGCCAAUGGAAGAAGGUUACAUUCUGAUUAUGGGUAAUGAAGGUGACCAUGAUAAUCCUGGCCGAGGUCGACGACCACCACCAUCUGCUCAAUAA